GGCCUUGUCCAUUGGAACAACCACCAUUUCCUUGGUUACAUACUAUUCUUCUCUCCUUCUCUUUCACCGGCGACUCUCCGGCGAUCUCUUUCUCCGGCGAUCUCUAAAAUAAACUCGAAGAAAUUCUAUGGCUCCAACGAAAAACAAGAAGCAGAGCAAUAAUGCUGCUGAAUCUAGUUCUAAAAGUGUAGUUGCUGAAAAGAAAACACCCAAGGCACUGAAGGCUAAACGUAAACUUGUGAAAAAGUUCUCUCACUUAAACUCUGAGCAGAGCAAUAAUGCUGCUGAAUCUAGUUCUAAAAGUGUAGUUGCUGAAGAGAAAACUCCCAAGGCACUGAAGGCUAAACGUAAACUUGUGAAAAAGUUCUCUCACUUGAACUCUGAGCAGAGCAAUAAUGCUGCUGAAUCUAGUUCUAAAAGGGUAGUUGCUGAAGAGAAAACUUCAAAGGCACUGAAGGCUAAACGUAAACUUGUGAAAAAGUUCUCUCACUUAGACUGUGCACAAACCAAAGAAGCUGAGAUCAGUCCACAAGUGCAAGCCAGAAAGAAAGACAAGAAGGCAAAAGAUGGCAACGAAGGAAAUCAUGUCGGUGGAAAAGAUGUGAAGGCUAAACGUAAACUUGUAAAAAAGUUCUCUCACUUGAACUCUGCACAAACCAAAGAAGCUGAGAUCAGUCCACAAGUGCAAGCCAGAAACAAAGACGAGAAGGCAAAAGAUGGCAACGAAGGAAAUCAUGAUGGUGGAAAAGAUGCUAAUGGGUCUCAGAAUAAGAAUCCAGGGAACAAAGAAAUGGAAAAUAUGAGUGGAAGAUGUGGAGAGGUGAAUAAGGAUGAAAAAACUAAGAAGAACCUUGGUUUAAAUGGAGGAAGCGGAGAGGUGAACAACAAGGAUAUAAAAACUGUAAAUAGUCGUGGUGGAAUGAUUUUCAUGUGCAAUGCAAAAACCAAAGCAGAUUGUUUCAGAUAUCGUGUGAUGGGUGUUCAAGCAAGCAAGCAAGAUGUUGUGAUGGGAGUCAAACCUGGUCUUAAGAUUUUUCUCUUUGAUUUUGAUCUUAAGCUCAUGUAUGGUAUUUAUGAGGCAUCUUCUGCUGGUGGAAUGAGACUUGAACCAGCAGCAUUUGGUGGGGGCUUCCCUGCUCAGGUUCCUUUUAAGAUUCACAAGGGCUGCAUUCCAUUACCAGAGAAGGUGUUCAAGAACGCAAUUAAAGACAAUUAUGAUGAAAGGACACGCAAGUUUAAGACUGAGCUGACAGUUACACAGGUAGAGAAGUUGAUGGAGCUGUUUAGACCUACACCAUUGCUGGAGCCAGCUCUCAUACCUGUAGUCCAGGAUCCUGUGGCUCAGCCAGUUAAUCAGAGUGGGGCAGCACCACCUUUAUAUGGAGCGCAUUACAACAGUAGUAAACCUGCACGGAAUUUCUCACCACAUGAUCAUCAAAGACAGCAGUUCGCAGACCACUUUGUCAUGCCUAGAGAGGUUUCCCAUCACCCUAAUUUUCUUACUGAGAAAGAUUACAGAACCCAUGGUCUUCAACCGGCAAAACAUUUGCAGACUUCUACUUCUGCAGUACAUGUUAACCAUAAAUUGGAGCACUAUGGUUUUCAACAGGCAAAACAUCUGCAGCUCUCUACUUCUGCAAUACAUGUUAACCCUAAAUUGGAUCAUUAUGGAUCUGAACAAGGAAUGCCGCAGCUCCUGAGGGACCCUGCUAGUGUAAGAGGUGAUGCUGCUUUUGCGCGGAGUGGACAUGUCUACUCUGAUCCUGUCUUUCCAAGUGAAAGGGAAUACCGUGGUUACAGCCUCAAGAGUUUCCAUGGGCAACCUGUUACUGUUGCCCCUGCUGUAGCAAGUAGUAAUACAGUGGCCGCAGCUGUCGAUCAUAGUUUACUAAAAAAUGUUAAUCCUUACGAUGAGAGUACCACCUCACUUGUGAACCGGUAUCUUUCUAUGCCAAGGGCAACGAUAGCACCUGGAGGGUUGCCGUUGACAGGCCGACAGUCGUUUGCUGGUGCUUCCAACUAUGUGGGUGACACCAGAGGCCAUCCAGGAAGGUUGCUUGCUGAAAAUGAAAGAUCUUGUCCACCAAAUGCUCCUCAUGUGCUAUCAAAUCACGGCCAUAUGUAUCAGCAUCCUAGAUAUGAACCUGGAAAAUCAUCGUCAGUCUUAUCUCAGUAUCCUUUUGCUGGUCCUUCUGCAUCACGGCGCUGAAACCCUGCUGCAUAACAUCCAUCCCAUAAUGUAUUUCACCUAUCCUUCCUGUAAAGUUGGGAAAUAACCCUGAUGGCUUCCAAAUAUCCAGGCGGAGGGGGUAGUCUUUAUAUUCAGUUAGUGAGACAAAAAGAAAGACUGGAUUUGUGGCUUCCCUUCCGACAAUUUGAUGUUUGUUCAUAAUCUUGCAAUGCUUGAACUAGAACUUCAGGAUUCUGAUGGGAGUCACCUUAAACUGUAACUUAUGUCACAGGGACAAGUUUUGAUGCACUCGGUUCCUUUAACUUGUAUGAACUCUGUAAAUAUUUAUGGGCAGUGGCGUGUGCUAGUGCAGCAGCUGCUUAUUUUGUGAAAGAUUUACCCAGAAAGGUCAAGUC
This is a messenger RNA of Nicotiana attenuata, 2586 nucleotides long. RefSeq lists its product as uncharacterized. Bases 128 to 2209 code for a protein of 693 amino acids. Lineage: Eukaryota; Viridiplantae; Streptophyta; Magnoliopsida; Solanales; Solanaceae. The transcript has 4 exons. The record is from RefSeq and is a predicted model, not a curated record.